CGCCUCCCCUACCCGCCUCUCCAGGCCGCGUGCACCCCACGCCACCGCGCGGAUGCGAGCCACACGUCCUGGCGCGGACGCCGAGAAUCGCCGGUCGUCCGUGCCUUGCUGCUCCCUUGCGAACCCUAGCCUCCGGCCUAUAAAGACCCCCAGGCGCCUCACCCUUCUCCUCCCCUUGCGCCGCCAGGGGCUUGCCCCAUCCACCUUCCACCACCACGCGCUGCAGCGCUGUCAAGAAAGAAGAAGAGGGAAGGAGCAGAGGAGAGAUGGAGCCGGAGAAGGAGGAUGACGCCGCGGCCGCCGAGCUGAGGGCGCCGCUGGGAACGACGCCGACCGCGCCGACGCCGGACCGGAGCUGCUGCCGCGGACGACGACGCCGACAACCGCGAGACGGAGGAGCGCGUCGCUGCCGAGCCAGGGGAACCGCGAGCUCGCCGCGACACCGGUCUGCUGCCCCUGCACCGAGCCGGCCCUGCCUCACCUCGCCACGGCCCCCACGCCUCCCUGCAUCGCCUCGAACCCCCACGAGCCCAUCAGUGAGCCAUCCAUCCAAGCUGCUGCCUUUCUUCUACCACAACACGGCUGCCAUCCACCUCGCCUUCAACACGUGUUCGACGAAAUACCUGACCGGCCCCGUCAAGCCCCUAGGUGAGCCAAGCCCCCGCCUUUUCUCUGUGUCCGGCCUUCGUGCCGAGGAACCGUGCCGCUAUGCCGCAGCCCCGCCGUCGCUUGUGAGCCGGCCUUCAAGCCGCGCGCCUUCUUCUGCAGGUGCCGCUUCCCUUCGUUGCCGCUGAGCUCUAGCAGCUGUGCGCCGCCGCGGACUCGCGUAGCCGAACGCCCGCGCGCAUGCUACAGGCACGUCGCGGCCGUGGGACACCACGUUGCCACGCACGUGCACACCCCUUGGCCAGCCGAACUGCUUCGCCUUGCUCGUGACUCCGCGCAUGCCGACACGCCGCCCAGCCAUCGCCUUGCCGCGGACCUAGUUUUGCCGAGGCCCCGCGUUCCUGCAGUUCGUCGUUGGCCAUCUUGUUGUUGCCGCUGCCUUGAGCCGAGAACCCAGCCAACCCUUGCUGACACCUUGCUUCCUGCCUGCGAACAUGAAGUCCUAGCUGAACCUGCACAAACCCGUAGUGCUAGCUUAUGUUCGGACCACAUCCAUACGAGCAGUAAGCGAGGUACCAGCUAUCUAACUUUUAGCCUUUUGCCACGCCAUGUCCGUGCUCUAGUGAUCCACCUGCGUGCUAGCUUGCAGUGUGCCCUGCUCAAACCUGUAGAGCUCGUUGGUGUUCAGGCCAAAACCUUGCAAGCUGUGGCCUUAUCUGCUUGCUUGUGCUCACGUAGGCCAUGGGUGUUCUAACUCCACCAUGACCCUUAGCCUUGCUUGCCUGUGCGUUGCAUGCUGCUUGUGCCCAGCGUUCGACCUCACCGCGGGUUCAAGCCAUUGAUGUUCCGCGUCCUACUGGCUGUCCUGCAGCCAACCGCCGUUGCUCAGCCUGCGUGUGCGUGCUCAUCGUGCUCGCUGGCGCCACGACAACGAAGACAAGCCCAGCCCUUCCACGGCCGCUGCCUACGCGUCACGCACGAACACCUAGCAUGCGCCCAAGCCUAGAACCACCGCUGUGCCGUGUGCAACCGUGAGACAGAUGCCCUUGUGGCAUUUGAUCGAGCACUCUGCUAGCAACCCUGGGAGUUGCACUCAACCCGUAGUGCAAGCUUGUGACCAUGGGAGAUGCAGCUGGAGUGUGAUCACCUAAGAGCAACUCCAAGAGAUUUCUUAAAUUACCCCUAAAACCUUAAUUAGGAAGAAAUAGGGAAAAAAGUUGCUCCAACAGAUCCCCUAAACCUCCCGCAAAUUUACAUCCACCCGCAUCCGAUGCUAUUUUUCCCGUAAAUAUGCGGGGCGCUACUCCUCCCCCAAUCCCCCCGCGCGUGCCUGCGAUAGCCACUUGCACCUUUUUUUUUCGCGCACGCCAUUUCCCUGUGCGUCAGCAGCGGCGGCGGCCUUCCCGAGCGGCGGCGGCAGCGGCAGCUCCGGCCCCAGGUCUUCCCCGAGCGGUGGCGGCCUUCCCCGAGCGGCAGCGGCAGCCCCGGCCCCAGGUCUCCCCCGAGCGGCGGUGGCGGCUCCGGCCCUAGGCUUUCCCCAAGCGGCAGCGGCGGCGGCGGCGUAGGCCUUCCCCGAGCGGCGUGUUGUCGUCUUGGCUGCGAGAGCUCCUUAUGAUUGCAAAUGAGCUUUUGACCGACCUCGGAGAACAACCUCAGCAGCGAGAUCCUGUAGUGCGGGUAGCUGAGCACGCUUCCCGCGAGCCAGUACGCGGGCAACCUGGGCCUCUGCGGCAUGCCGCUGCGGCAUGCCGCUGCUCCCGUGCGGGCCGCCGCUGAGGACCACCGCCUCCUCCGUCCUAGCGGAGCCGGACGGCGGUCGGUGCGGAGCCCCGUGGGGCGCGAUCCUCGCCAUGCUCGUCGCCGACGUGGUGGCAUGCGGCCUAGCGACGGUGUGCGCCGUGGUGGCACGCGCGCGGCGGAAGGAGGCGCGCGAGGUGCGGAUGCUGAGCAACCUCCAGGACGAUACCCUCACGGCGAUGGUCUGGAAGCUGGGCAAGGCGGAGAAGGAGGCGCUGAGCAUCAACUUGACCACGUUCCAGCGUCAGCUCCGGUGGCUCACCUUCACGCAGCUGAUAGAGGUGACGAAUGGGUUCUCCGCCGGCAGCUUGGUAGGGUCCGGCGGGUUCGGCGAGGUGUUCAAUGCGACGCUCAAGGACAGGUCCCGCGUGGUGAUCUAGAAGCUGAUCCACCUGAGCUACCAUGGCGACCGCGUGGCCAUUUGCUCGUUCAUUCCCUCACGUAUACAUGCAGUGGUACAGCAAACCGAGACAACUCUUCCUUAUGCAUGAACAGGAUGUGUGAUUACCUGGGUUAUCAAGUUGCCAAGUAUGAACAGGAUGAGCAGGAGAUCGCGAGGGGCCGCGCGCGGAGUAGGAGGAUGUCGCGAGGGGGAGCUGUCCCCUGCGCGCGCCAUGGGAGGAACCAAAGGAUUCGGGGGAUCCUGAAGACCGAGCUACGACCCUGAGGACUACCAGGACCCUGACUUCACCGGAGAGGACUUCAACAAUGACGAACAAGGUGUUAUGUCACUCCCAAUCUUAUAGAUCCUAUGCAUACGUAGUUGCUGACGCUUUGUUUAUGAUGCCUGGAUGAUGAUUGAUUGCAUAGCCUGUGUUUCUAGCCAUACCUUGAUAAUUGAUUAUCUUGUUUUCCUUGUGUUGACGCAAAAUCCUGACGGUGGUGGACCCUGCAUCACCACAUGAGGACCUGGGAGAUCUGCUUAACUCCAGUGCAAAAUUCAAAUCGGCGCGCGUGGUGUGCGCGGGCGUGCCAGUCAGUUUGACCAUUCAACUGACAAGGUGGAGAUAAUUCUCUCGAAGUUCGAUGGAGUCGGUCGAUCGGGCCGAUAUGAUCCUUGAUGUGAUAACCAUCAGCUAGAGAGCCGAUAGGAGACAGAGCACCGUCGAGUUCUUGCUCCAUCAUAGCCAGAGCCACAAGCCGAUGGGAUCUAAACUAACGUCACCACCAAUAUUUCUAGGCGAAACCACAACGAUGCGCCUGGUAGUUGCAUCCUAGAAACACAUAGCAGGACGUCAGUCUAAACCCUGCCAACCGAUGAAUCUAAUCAUAAUGAAACUCAAUUCGGCACUCGA
Molecule: messenger RNA, 3698 nt
Organism: Setaria italica (foxtail millet)
Lineage: Eukaryota; Viridiplantae; Streptophyta; Magnoliopsida; Poales; Poaceae
Product: brassinosteroid LRR receptor kinase BRL2-like
Exons: 2
Coding region: 2352-2783 (143 amino acids)
Source: RefSeq, a predicted model, not a curated record